Molecule: messenger RNA, 3256 nt
Organism: Gallus gallus (chicken)
Lineage: Eukaryota; Metazoa; Chordata; Aves; Galliformes; Phasianidae
Gene: HMOX1
Product: heme oxygenase 1
Exons: 4
Coding region: 1826-2665 (279 amino acids)
Biological process (GO): heme catabolic process; response to oxidative stress; heme oxidation
Molecular function (GO): heme binding; heme oxygenase (decyclizing) activity
Source: RefSeq, a predicted model, not a curated record
GUCCCAGGACCUGUCGGAACUCCUGAAGGAAGCCACCAAGGAAGUGCACGAGCAGGCGGAGAACACACCCUUCAUGAAGAACUUCCAGAAGGGACAGGUGUCCCUCCACGAGUUCAAGGUAGGGUGUAACAGCACGGCACAGCUGCUUGGGGACUGCGCGUUAGUUACUGUCACGUGUAGUUAAUAGAGGUAGAACAGUGGGCAGAUAUUGGUUCAGAUUGGAUAUGGGGAAACGUUUCUCCUCCGAAAGAGCGGUGCUGCAGCGGCACAGGCUGCACAGGGAGGUGGUGGACUCACUGUCCUUGGAGGUGUUCCAGAGCUGUGUGGAUGUGGCACUGAGGACGUGGUCAGUGGGCACGGUGAGGGUGGGCUGGCGGUUGGACCAGGUGAUCUUAGAGCUAUUUUCCAACCUUAACAGUUCCGUGAUUCUAUGAAUGGAGCAUACUGAAUUUAGAACGCCUUAAGCAGUUACAGCUAGAAAUCAUGAUGGAAUAGCAAUGAAGUGAGGCCGUGAGAUCAUCUCUGGCACCACGCUUGACAGUUUUUGAGCUGUCACUGGGGUUAUAGCAGAGCUGGGAUCAUAGCAGAGCUGGGAUCAGGAGCAAUUGCUGAAAGGCAGAAUGAGUUGGAGCAAGCUGUGCCUGCUGCCAGCAGGUAGGAGCCUGUUGCCUUCCUUGAAAUGUAAGAGCUAUGUGCCGUUACUAGUCUGCAUCUAUCCUGGCUGGGGACAGGAUGGAUCUGAGCCACGUAACAAAGCUGUGAGCAAAAACAAAGCAAACACCUGGGUGAGAAAUUCCCGGGAGGCCAGAGGACCUGACGCACGGCUUUGCAAAUAACAGCUAAUGAUCCGACCCGUGGUUUAAUUGCUUUGUUGUCGAAUGGCUCCUCGAUAAAUAAAUCCACGAGAACAGAGCUCAGUCCAUUUACUUCUGACAGGUUGUAUUCACGGCACUCAGUCGAGCAUGAACUCAGUGGCAGGGCGCUGACUUCCCGCUGUCAGGAAUGGGGCUCUCAUUGGGUGGUGGACUUUGAGACAAGUUGGUGAUGAAGAAAGGCCUCUGAGAUUCAGGAGCACAGCCUGGCUUCCCAGGAAGUGUUUACCCAGUGGUAGGAAGUGGGACGUGACGCCGGGCUUGGAAAAGCAAAAGCAGUUUUCAGAAGCCACCUUUCCCACUGAACCACUUAAAACAAGCAGCCAAGUUAAUUUUUUCCUCAUUGGUUGGGCAAUGUUUUUGUUUUGUUUCCAGUAAGCUAGAUAACGAGUUAUUGUUUAAAAACACCUCUUUUUUUUUUCUUAUUUACUUUCUUGGCAAACCCACUUACCUGCCCUGACAUGUGACUCCUAGGAUCUGAAUAUCAGUUUCCACAACGAAGUCGCUGCCUGUAUCAAAGUCCUGUUUGCAAUGCUGGAAAGCUGAAAUCAUUCCCGCAGUACUGAUUGCUCUGUUGGGAGAGUAAACUCCUUUCUCUCUAAUUCCCCCAAACCUGACUCACCUGUACCUCCAUGUUCUACACUUUGCUGCCGAUAAGGGAUUUCAGUGUAAGCAAGAAGUGGUGUAGGUAUAGAUAUGUACACAGCCUCUACAAACAGAAUGCCCAUGGAAGGGGAGAACACAGCCAGAUUGUCUUAUGCCACGUGGAAAAGCUGGCAGAUAGAGGAAAAUAGCAUGUAAACUGGGAAAAACAAUAACAGUGGUUUCAAAACAGAGGGAUGAGCGCAUAGCUGCACAGUGAUCCUUCACAAAGGCAUCUUUCAGAGGCCUCCUGUCCCUUAUAUCUUGUCUCCUUGAGGCAACCAAAGAGGCAUCCCCUCUUCCAAGGCUGAAUGAGGCAAAGGGGUGCCUCCAUUCGCAGGACAGUGGGUUGCAACAUCGGCGGGGCGGGCUGUCAUCUCACAGGGUCCCAUAGAGGGAAGCCACAUCUGUCUCUGGUCACGGCGUCCCUGUACUUCAUCUACUCUGCUCUGGAGGAAGAGAUCGAACGUAACAAGGACAACCCUGUCUAUGCUCCUGUUUAUUUUCCGAUGGAGCUGCACCGGAAAGCUGCCCUGGAGAAAGACUUGGAGUACUUCUAUGGCAGCAACUGGAGGGCAGAGAUCCCAUGUCCUGAGGCUACUCAGAAAUACGUUGAGAGGCUCCACGCCGUUGGCAAGAAGCAUCCAGAGCUGUUGGUGGCCCAUGCCUACACCCGCUAUUUGGGAGACCUGUCUGGGGGGCAGGUGCUGAAGAAAAUCGCCCAAAAGGCCCUCCAGCUGCCCAGCACUGGAGAAGGGUUGGCUUUCUUCACCUUCGAUGGAGUCUCCAACGCCACCAAGUUCAAACAGCUCUAUCGGUCCCGAAUGAAUGCCCUUGAGAUGGAUCAUGCUACUAAGAAAAGAGUCUUGGAGGAAGCCAAGAAAGCAUUCCUGCUAAAUAUACAGGUAUUUGAGGCGCUGCAGAAGCUGGUGUCCAAGAGCCAGGAGAACGGUCAUGCUGUACAGCCAAAGGCAGAGCUUCGCACAAGGAGUGUUAACAAAUCGCAUGAAAACGGUCCAGCAGCUGGGAAGGAGAGUGAGAGGACAAGCAGGAUGCAGGCAGACAUGCUGACCACCUCUCCCCUGGUGCGGUGGCUCCUGGCGCUCGGCUUCAUCGCCACCACAGUCGCCGUGGGCUUAUUUGCCAUGUGAGCGAGCAGGACCUCCGCCUUCUCUUCGUGCCUUCCCUCACCCUGAACUAAUCCACUUUGCCCAGUCCUUCCAAAGGAAAUCCCCUUCGACUGGGCUCUGCCACUAAUAUUUGGAGACCUUUCUCCCCAGAAAGCAGAGUGCUGCGAGGGGCUCCAGGCCCUUUCCCUGCUUGCUGCAAGCUCUCCUCACACACUAACAACAUCACCACCAGGCCCAAGGGAUGGAAAAGCCUCAAACCAACAGCCAAGAGCUGCAGUUAUUCUACAGAGUAUCUGCAAAAAUCCCACAGGAUGAGAAAAGCAGCUUUGACACCUGUCUUGCCUCAGAACUAUGCAGCUCCCGGAGCUCUGUUUGCUCAGUGUUUUAUACUGCUAGAUAACACUGUGAUCACAGUUUCUGUGGAGCCACACAGCUCCUGUGGCUAUAGAACUGUUUUAUAUGACCCUAGCAGGUCUGUGUUAAAUCUUCUUCCAAUCAUUUUUCUUCUUUUUUUUUUUUUUUAAGAGAUGAUGGUUGUUGAAGAUACAGUGUCGUUCUUUUAUCUGAUCAUAUAAUUUAUAUACAUAAUAAAAGUCAAUGUAAAGCGUUCAA